CUAAAACUUUGAUCUUAACCGCUGUUGAACUCCAAUUUAUCGGAUAUGGAAAUCCUACAUCUUGGAUAUACAAAACUUUCACCAAAAGUCGUUACAAUCCCGCCAAACUUUUAAAUAAAUUUUUAAAAACAAAAGUUUCUGCAUCAUUUUACUUUUUAUUUUGCAUCUUUUCACACUUUAAAAUUCCUUAUAAACUCGCUCAGCUCAUAUUCUUAUCAGUCACAUCACAGACAUAAAAUUUCAAUUAUUUCAAUCUCAUCUCCGCAUUUAACGAGCUUUUUCGUUUAAAAUAGAAUCAGGAAUAAAAACUGAGUGUAAUAAUUAUUUAAGUAAUUAUCAAGCUAGUGCAAUUGUGUGAAAAAAUUCAUUCCAAAGUCCAUAAAAGGCUAAUUGUUAUUUGACAUUUCGGGUCACAAGAAGAAAAAAAAAAUAAAAGAAAACGUAAAAAAAAGUCGAUUUCCUAUCAAAAUAUAUUUUCUGUUCAUUGCGUAACUGAAGACGUUAGAACAAUUAUUUGUGAAUAUGACACUGCCAACAGGAAUCAACAUUGAUGAGCCGAGAUAUCCUCAAAAUACUUAUGUCAAUCGUGCGAAACAUUUUCUCAUUGUGACAAAUCCACUUAAUGUUUUUGCUUCUGAAGAGUCAUUGAAUAAAGCUGCAAGAAUUGUCAAAGACUACAAAGCCGGCAGACCAAUUCCAGAUGUAAAAUCAGAGGAUGAAUUAUGGAAGGCAAAAUAUUUGUAUGAUUCAGCUUUCCAUCCAGAUACUGGAGAGAAAAUGAUGUUAAUUGGUCGCAUGUCUGCUCAAGUUCCAAUGAACAUGACAAUUACUGGAGCAAUGAUGACAUUUUAUAGAUCGACUCCAGCUGUAAUUUUCUGGCAAUGGGCAAAUCAGUCUUUCAAUGCAGUUGUAAACUAUACAAAUCGCUCAGGAGCUUCUCCAAUUUCAACUGAACAACUGAUGACUUCUUAUUGUAUGGCGACUAGUGGAGCUUUAGUAACUGCCUUGGGAUUAAACAGAUUAGCAAAGAAUUUAACUGGUGUUUUGCCUAAAUUAGUCCCACUCGCUGCCGUCGCAGCUGCUAACUGUGUCAACAUACCAUUGAUGAGACUCCAAGAGCUUAAAAAUGGAGUUCCAGUUAUAGAUGAAAGUGGAAAAGAAUACGGAAGUUCAGUCACUGCAGCUCAACAAGGAAUCGCAGCUGUGACUUUGUCUAGAAUUUUUAUGGCUUGCCCUGGAAUGGUCUUUACACCAGUGCUCGUUAAUUACCUCGAAAAGAAGACAACGCUGUUCAAAAGAUUCCCAUGGGCGAACUCACCAAUCCAAAUCCUCUUCUGUGGUUUCGUCUUGACAUUUGCAACACCAUUAUGCUGCGCUAUUUUCACACAAAAAGCUUCAAUUUCUGUUGAUAGCUUGGAAGAUGAUUUGAAGCAGAAAAUAAAGAAGGAAAGUCCAAGUGUUAAAACUGUCUAUUACAAUAAGGGAUUGUAGACAGUCACUUUAGUUGAAACUCAGAAAUUUAUUGAAAAUAUUUUUUGAUGCAUUUAAAACUUUUAUUUUUUUUAAGUUUCACAUUUACGCUUAAUUUUUUUUAAAUCCUUAGUGUGGAAUGUGAAACAUUUUAUUUGAACUUAUUUAGAAACAAAUUGUUUUAAUUUAAUUUUGUUGAAAAUGUCUUAGCAAUUUACGAAAAUUUGAAGCAUUUAUUUUAAACUUUAAGUUUAUUAAAAAUAUGAGUAUGCAAUAAUUAAGGGCAAAUCCACAAAUAAUUGGAUAAUAAUUGAAUAUUUUUCAUCAGAGAUCGAAGCCGAUUUUUUCGGCUUAACUCAAUUUUUGAUUUUUUUGAUAGAAAAAAGCCAUUU
Messenger RNA from Chironomus riparius, 1862 nucleotides. The record is from the annotation of a GenBank genome assembly. NCBI's taxonomy places the organism in Eukaryota, Metazoa, Arthropoda, Insecta, Diptera, Chironomidae.